AUGGUUCUGGGCGUGGCUAGCAGUGCUGGGCGUGAGACUGCAUUUCAUUUGACCACGGCACAGUCUUCUGUAGAUGUCAAGCAUCUUCUGCCAAUUUUCCUCGAGUUGAUCAUACCCUACCCAAGGUGCCUUUGUCUCAUUGCCCUUCACUGCUCCAAAGAGCUGCAGGAGCAUCCAGAAGCUGUGAUUCCAUCCCAAGGCUCGCGUGUCAUCAGCGGAAAAGCCCGAGAGAGUUCAGGGAUGGAGACCGCAUCUUCUCAGCACCAAGAGUUCUUUGAGUUCUUGGCUCAUUUGGACCAUGUGUUGGCCAGUCCCUGGAUAAUGGGAGGGAAAGGCCGCCCGGUGUCCCAUGGCAGGGCUGCCUCACACCUCGCCCCUGCCGUGGCCAGCAGCUCGGUCGACAGCAGCUCCAUUAGUCCAUUUCCCACUGCCGUCAUGAAAUACUCGAGGCUGGGCACUUUGUGCACAGACUUGAGCUCUGGUUUGCUGAGAGUUAACCAAGUGACUGCAAGCAAGCCAUGGCUGGGAGAGGGUUCUGCCCUCCUUCAUCCAGACAGCAGGUCCCAUCCUAGGUCCUUGGAGAAGAGCGCCUGGAGGGCUUUCAAGGAAUCGCAGUGCCAUCACAUGCUGAAGCACCUGCACAAUGGCGCACGCAUCACCGUGCAGAUGCCACCUACCAUCGAGGGCCACUGGGUCUCCACAGGCUGCGAAGUCAGGUCGGGUCCAGAGUUCAUCACCCGGUCUUACAGAUUCUACCACAACAACACCUUCCAGGCCUACCAGUUUUAUUACGGCAGCAACCGGUGCACAAACCCCACCUACACCCUCAUCAUCCGAGGCAAGAUCCGCCUCCGCCAGGCCUCCUGGAUCAUCCGCGGCGGCACGGAAGCCGACUACCAGCUGCACAGCGUGCAGGUCAUCUGCCACUCGGAGGCAGUCGCCGAGCAGCUCAGCCAGCGCGUGAACCGCACGUGCCCAGGCUUCCUGGCCUCGGGGACCCCCUGGGUGCAGGACGUGGCCUACGACCUGUGGCGAGAGGAGAAUGGCUGCGAGUGCACCAAAGCCGUGAACUUUGCCAUGCAUGAGCUGCAGCUGGUCCGGGUGGAGAAGCAGUACCUGCACCACAACCUGGACCACCUGGUGGAGGAGCUCUUCCUCGGCGACAUCCACACCGACGCCGCCCAGCGGAUGUUCUACCGGCCAUCCAGUUACCAGCCUCCGCUGCAGAAUGCUAAGAACCACGACCACGCCUGCAUAGCCUGUCGCAUCAUCUUCCGCUCCGACGAGCACCACCCUCCCAUCCUGCCCCCAAAGGCUGACCUGACCAUCGGCCUGCACGGGGAGUGGGUGAGCCAGCGCUGCGAGGUGCGCCCCGAGGUCCUCUUCCUCACCCGCCACUUCAUCUUCCACGACAACAACAACACCUGGGAGGGCCACUACUACCACUACUCGGACCCCGUCUGCAAGCACCCCACCUUCACCAUCUACGCCCGGGGCCGCUACAGCCGCGGAGUGCUCUCCUCCAGGGUCAUGGGAGGCACCGAGUUUGUGUUCAAAGUGAAUCACAUGAAGGUCACCCCCAUGGACGCGGCCACAGCCUCGCUCCUCAACGUCUUCAACGGAAACGAGUGUGGGGCCGAGGGCUCCUGGCAGGUGGGCAUCCAGCAGGACGUGACGCACACCAACGGCUGCGUGGCCCUGGGCAUCAAACUACCUCACACAGAAUACGAGAUCUUCAAAAUGGAGCAGGACGCCCGGGGCCGCUACCUGCUCUUCAACGGCCAGAGGCCCAGCGACGGGUCCAGCCCAGACAGGCCCGAGAAGAGGGCCACGUCCUACCAGAUGCCCUUGGUCCAGUGCGCCUCCUCCUUGCCCAGAGGCGACGAUUUAUCAGAGGACAGCCGAGGCCACCAGUACGGCGGGGCGCCUGGGAGGAACGCCCGUCCCCUGCAGCAGGCUGCCCUCGCCUGCCUCUGGGCGCUGUUGCUUCCCAGCAUCCUCAGAUAG
Messenger RNA from Lepus europaeus (European hare), 2007 nucleotides. RefSeq names its product APC down-regulated 1 (gene APCDD1). Bases 1 to 2007 code for a protein of 668 amino acids. Gene Ontology annotation, molecular function: Wnt-protein binding. Gene Ontology annotation, cellular component: plasma membrane. The record is from RefSeq and is a predicted model, not a curated record. Lineage: Eukaryota; Metazoa; Chordata; Mammalia; Lagomorpha; Leporidae. Gene Ontology annotation, biological process: negative regulation of Wnt signaling pathway. The transcript has 7 exons.